This is a messenger RNA of Pomacea canaliculata, 1755 nucleotides long. Its product is annotated as G-protein coupled receptor GRL101-like. Gene Ontology annotation, cellular component: membrane. Gene Ontology annotation, molecular function: protein binding; G protein-coupled receptor activity. Lineage: Eukaryota; Metazoa; Mollusca; Gastropoda; Architaenioglossa; Ampullariidae. The transcript has a single exon. The record is from RefSeq and is a predicted model, not a curated record. Bases 22 to 1755 code for a protein of 577 amino acids. Gene Ontology annotation, biological process: G protein-coupled receptor signaling pathway.
CUUCAAUACAAUUCAUCAGAGAUGUUUUUCUGUCCGGAAUCCCACUUCACGUGUGUCAGCCUUCAGCAGGUGUGUCUGCCUGUCUACCUCCGAUGUAACGGUGUCAACGACUGUCCUGGUCACGAAGACGAGGCGGCAUGUGACAGGUACACGUGUCCAGGCUUCUACCGCUGCCGCGCCUCUCAGGUGUGUGUACACGAGAGUCACGUGUGUGACGGAAUCUACCAUUGUCCUCUACAUGAUGAUGAAAUAUUGUGUAAUGAAACAUGUCCACACAGCUGUGUCUGUCACGGCUGGGCUUUUCGUUGUUCUGGUAUCUUCCAUGCUGCUAGCUACCCUAACCUUCGAUACGUUAAUGCCAGUGGGACAGCAAUGAACUUGAUUGACUUUGAAAGUAAUAUCUACCUCGUUCAUCUCAUUCUAGUUCGGUGUAAUAUAACCAGGUUGCAUGAGGUGACAUUGCCUAAUCUCCGCAUUCUAGACCUCAGUAGCAAUAAAUUAACUCACAUUAGCAGCAAUUUGUUUACAGGACUAACAAGACUAGAUUCUCUAAAAUUAAGUUUUAAUCCAUUGAAUGUUUUGUUUUUCGUGGAUGCUAGAAAAACAUCGUCUCUCAAAUUUCUCGACCUUUCGGACGUCGUAAUUUCAAGCCUAGACUUAGGGAACAUUUUCUUAUCGGCACUAACAACACUAAAUCUCUCCGGCAGCGGCUUAGAUCACGUGACAGGACAGGGCUUUGAGGCAGCAAGAAGUUUAAAAUUAUUGGACCUGAGACGUUGCCCUAUGACUAUUUUUCCGCGAGAAAUAUUCUAUAAUCUCACUAAACUACAAAAUGUUUUUGCUGACAACUACAAGCUGUGUUGUCCGGUCAUACUGCCCCCAGGUUUCAACGUGCUCAACUGUCACUCUCCUUCCGAUGAAGUUUCUUCCUGUGACGAUCUGCUGCGAUCCGGAGUCUACCGAGCAGGAGUCGCCAUCUUUGCCUCACUGGCGCUACUGGGAAACCUCAGCUCCUUGGUUUACCGUUUGAUGUUGCACAAAACGUCAGGUAACGUCGGGUAUGACGUCUUCGUCACCAACCUGUGUGUGGCGGACUUUCUGAUGGGUUUGUAUCUUUUAAUUAUCGGUAUCGCCGACUUCCGGUACAGAGGAUCGUAUGUCUGGGAGGAUGUCGGGUGGAGAAACAGCAGUUUGUGCAAACUGGCAGGUUUUACGUCUUUACUGUCAUGUGAAGUUUCCGUCUUCAUCAUCUUUCUCAUUACAGUUGACCGCUUCCUUGUUCUCCGUUUUCCUUUCAGCCAGGUGCACUUUGGCAAACGUUCAGCGCAGUGCGCAUGCGCAGUGUCGUGGCUCACAGGUGUGGCCUUGGCUUGUGUACCUCUACUACCGAUGACGUCACACUGGCAGUUUUACAGCCAGACAAGCAUCUGUGUUCCACUUCCUACCUCCAGGGUACACUUUCCAGGUCGCGAAUACGCGUUUGGAGUUAUGAUUAUUUUUAAAUUUAAUUUUAUUCAUUCUGAUUCUUACUGGACAGGCUUUGAUAUACUGGUCUGUUCACACCAAUUCUAUGUCUGCACAAAAUACAUCGAAGUCAAGAAAAGAGGUUACUAUUGCCAGACGUCUAAUCACAGUAGUGAUGUCCGACUUCUUGUGCUGGUUUCCUGUCGGCUUAACGGGAAUCCUUGCGUCCAGCGGUAUCCCUAUAUCCGGAGAGGUCAAUGUGGGGAUCGCCAUUUUUGUUCUUCCUAUUAA